GAAUAAUUAUACGGCAGGUUGUAAGAUUCAUUAAGUAAACAUGCUGAUAAGGAAAUAAAUUAGAAUGUUGUCUACAGCUUAACAGUCGUAUUUUUAAGUGUUAAAAAUCAAGUGCAAGAUGAAGAGCUUCCAUAGAUUUUUCAGAAUAUCUUUUAUACUGUUAGUGAUUCUGCUAAUGUUCUCGCAAGAGGUGGAAGCAAGGAGGAAGAUCUUAAGAGGACGCAAAACGCUCACAAGAACAUACAUGAGAACAUCCGCUAUUCCCGGCUGGGUAGUUGCCUUGCUCAUAGGCAUCGCCCAGAUGGUUUUUGGAGGGAUGCUGUACGUUCUGUUGAAGGUCUGCAUUUUGGAUAAACCAAUCCAAGCCAGAUACCAACAAGUCGAACGAGCCGAAGCAUAAUUUUUUCGUUAAACGUGAAGGAAACUUAGUUUUUUACAUUUUACUUUAAGAUGUACCUACUUUAUUUUAAAAUAUUUAGAAUGUAUAAACAGAUUUUAAAAAGUUGGCGAUAUUAAACGAUAUUACUUGUCGAAUAUUUAGUAUUUUUGUAAUUGAAGUAUUUUUAUAUAGCUUUAAAUAUAAAACGUUUGUAAACACGACCACCGCAUUUAUUAAUUUGGUUACAGUUUUGACCCUCUACAUGUACAAAAUUAGAACUGGAUUUUUCAUGACUUCUAGGUAAUAAAAAUUAAAAGAUAAAACAAUAUGUAGUUCUAAAUACGGAAUAGUCGGAAAUAGGAGCAGGACACUGAGUAACGUGAAUAACAAACAUAGAUGACACAUAUUACGCCUUGUAUUAAUCCAUUAUUCAGUUUAUCAAUAGAUAAGAUAAAGAAAUUAUUGAAAAUCCAUCAUUUGUACGAAAUCGCAGAUCACAUACCUAGUCGCAACAAGUGCUUCAACAAAAA
This is a messenger RNA of Anoplophora glabripennis (Asian longhorned beetle), 909 nucleotides long. RefSeq lists its product as uncharacterized. Bases 119 to 400 code for a protein of 93 amino acids. Lineage: Eukaryota; Metazoa; Arthropoda; Insecta; Coleoptera; Cerambycidae. The transcript has 3 exons. The record is from RefSeq and is a predicted model, not a curated record.